GACCAAGCACCCAAAGACAAAAAGAGAAAGGCAUCGAAGAGCGGCGGUAAAAGAAAAGAUGAAGCUGUUUCGACGGAGACCGAACAAUCUGGUGAAGAAUCCGAGGUUGAAGUAAAGGAGAGAAAGAGACCGGGCCGAAAAUCUAAAAAGCCCUCUAAGAUACCUACCGAAGAAGAACAGCCCGAAGCAGAUGAAGUCGAAGAAAGUGAAUCCGAGAAGAAGAAAUCAAACAAGAAAGGUAAAAAAUCACCUAAAGCACCUUCUGAGGAAGAUCAAGACGAAGACGACGAAAGUCAAUAUGAGGUUGAAUCCGUACUAGAUGAGAAAAUGAUCGGAGGAGUCCGACACUAUUUGAUCAGAUGGAAGGGUUAUGAAGAAGAGAGUGACACUUGGGAACCUGAAGACACCCUCGAGUGCGCGGAUCUCAUCGUAGAAUACAAAGAGCGCAAGAAGAAGGGCAAGGCCGAGAAGGGCAAAAAAUCGCCCAAAAAAGAUAAAAAGGAGCCCAAACCGGCCGACUGGGACGAAAACGAAGACUUCGAGGUGGACCGCAUUCUGGAGGUACAUCACAAACGGGAUGGCAAACGGGAGUUCCUAGUGUCCUGGAAGGGGUACAGUCACUCCGACAACAGUUGGGAGCCGGAAGAAAACAUGGAUUGCAAGGAUCUGAUAAACAGGUUUAUGGCGAAGGUUGAAAAAGCGAGGGAGAUGGACGAAAAGGAAUUGAGAGUAAACAGGAAACAAGUGCAGCGCUACACUCUCAGCAUGCAGGAGAGGUCAAGACGGUUGAGCAAGAGAUUCAGUGGUAAAGAGAGGGUCCAGUACCAUGAUGCCGAGUAACCUGUAGUACAACCAUCUAAUUUUAAGAUACUGGAUAUCAAUGUGUUUAAUCCUUAGAGUAUAUUAAUGUAACACAGAAAUUUAUUAUUAGAGUGUUAUUACUAUUAUUUGACCAUAACUGACUAGAAUGUACACACCCUUAGUAAGGUUUAUUUGAGAAUUCAAGAUUUGUUUAAUAUUUUCAUAUUAGUUUUAAGUUUGGCAAAUGAAUAGAUAUUUUAUUAUUGUAUGUCGUAGACAAAAAUUCGAAGUACAUACUUGUUUUCCUUUGAAACGAAAACUUGUUUCGAAACUGUUUUGUACUCCUGGAAUCAGACUUUAAAUAAAUAUAACUUUCUAAAUUAUA
Messenger RNA from Leptinotarsa decemlineata (Colorado potato beetle), 1186 nucleotides. RefSeq lists its product as uncharacterized. Lineage: Eukaryota; Metazoa; Arthropoda; Insecta; Coleoptera; Chrysomelidae. The record is from RefSeq and is a predicted model, not a curated record.